This is a messenger RNA of Drosophila arizonae, 592 nucleotides long. RefSeq lists its product as uncharacterized. NCBI's taxonomy places the organism in Eukaryota, Metazoa, Arthropoda, Insecta, Diptera, Drosophilidae. The record is from RefSeq and is a predicted model, not a curated record. Gene Ontology annotation, biological process: sperm DNA condensation; spermatogenesis.
AGAGCUAAGUGUAAUUUUCAAAAAAUAUUUAUAAUGGAAAACGAUAAUAAUUCAGCUGAAAAUUGUGAAAAUAAUUCAGUAGCUAUGGAAGUAGAAACUUCUUUGACUACUUCGGAGUUGCAGAAUUUGCACUUGGAUCAAAAGCCCAAAUGUCGCUCGCGACCCAAACCGAAUAGCGCUAAGAAGCGUGACAGCAAUGCUGUGAAGCGCAAAAGCAUCGCCCGUGCGGGCAUAAAGAAAAAGAAGCCCCAGAUAAGCUAUACUCUAAAUAAAGCCUAUAUUAGAUUCUUGCACGCAUAUUGCGCAAAGCAUGGGAAACGCUUGAUAGGACCGGAUAUGGUCCUGAAAGCUGCGCGCGCCUGGUGCCACCUAGCCUUGGCCAAAAGACAGCAGUACAACGAUCCCAGGAUGCUCCGCUAGUUUCUCUGGUCGUUGUCCUUCAUUUUCAUUGUUUUUUAAGUGCCUUCAACAAAAUUCUUGCGUCUGCUCAAAUUUUCGAAAUUCAUUGUCCUAAUAUGUUCACUGCAAACUGCAUUUCAUGCUGUUGAUGCCAUGCAUUUCAAAUUAUAAGAGUAAAUUCAAAAAUAAACAU